AGAAGCCAAAAACCUGCCCUCGGUGGGGAGGGCCCCUGAGCACUGUCCCCGCAUCAGACUCACCCACUCGGUCUCUGCAUCAAGAGCCCACUUCCCCGCUCUGUGUCAGCCAGGACACAGCUGCUCCUUUCAGAGCCGGAGAUGGUCAAGGAGAACACGGUGGACAUCCUGGGCCCCCCCCAGAGCUCGGCUCCCGUGACCACCACCGUGAUCGACAUCCGUGGUGAGACAGCCGUGCCCGACCACAUUGUCUGGUCCCUGUUCAACACCAUCUUCUUGAACUGGUGCUGCCUGGGCUUCAUGGCCUUUGCCUACUCUGUGAAGUCCAGGGACCGGAAGAUGGUGGGUGAUGUGAUUGGGGCCCAGACUUAUGCCUCCACCGCCAAGUGCCUGAACGUCUGUGCCCUGGUCCUGGGCCUCCUGCUGACCACUGUAUCUGUUGUUCUUCUGGUGAUUGCCUAUACUACAGCCUACAGUAUGAUUUUAAAGGUUAUGAAGGAGAGUGGUGGCUACCAUUAAGAGCUCAUGGCCAAGGACCCCAUCAUCCACCACGUGCUGCUGGCCCUGCUCCGGGGCCUCUGGCCCUGCCCCUUAGCACCCAGCCCUUUGCA
Molecule: messenger RNA, 611 nt
Organism: Mustela erminea (ermine)
Lineage: Eukaryota; Metazoa; Chordata; Mammalia; Carnivora; Mustelidae
Product: interferon-induced transmembrane protein 1-like
Exons: 2
Coding region: 142-519 (125 amino acids)
Biological process (GO): response to interferon-alpha; defense response to virus; type I interferon-mediated signaling pathway
Cellular component (GO): plasma membrane
Source: RefSeq, a predicted model, not a curated record